CUAGAGGGCGUUUACCCUGGACAACGCGGGAGGGAGGGGACGGGCCCAGAGCGAGCAGGCAGGAAUGGAGAAGAGACGGCGGCGGCGAGCAGGGGACACGCCGUAAAAAACACCGAGCGAAGGGGCUGGGAGACGAGAGCUGCCGAGCGCAGAGGGGGAACGGCGCCCGCUUUUAUCCCCGUUGGCCCGAGAGGAAGGCGGCCCAGCCUUUCCACCGAAACCGCUCGGGCGUUGCGAGGUUGCAGCCUCAUCUUGAUGAAGAGGAAGUAAGAAACCUGACACUGAGGGUGCUCUCUUACGGAGACCCAUGUCGCCUCAUUGUGCCCUAUUCCUAGGGGCCUUCCAGUAUGUCCUGGUUUAGUGGCAUCCUGGUGCCCAAAGUGGACGAGCGGAAGACUGCUUGGGGGGAGCGCAAUGGGCCCAAGCGCCAUCGCCCAGCACUUUGCGGCCCACGCUACAUGAGCUGCCUACAGGACCAAGAGCUGGAGCGCAGAGGCAGCGGGGCGCUGGCGUUGAACUGUUCUUGGCAGGAAGACCACUAUGGCAGGAAACAACCGCCGUCGCUUCCGCCUGGUUCUGGAACCGGAGAUUUGGGGCUCAAAGCUGUGGACCUGGGAUUUGAGGAUGGUGGCGGCAUGGGGGUUGAGACCAAGAGGCUGUCUGUCAGUGACUGCGGCUGGCACCUCCUGCAAGUGUUCCGCUCUAAGCGCUUCCGCUCAGCCAAGUUGGAGCGCCUCUACCAGCGCUACUUCUUCCAGAUGAACCAGAGUUCGCUGACGGUGCUGAUGGGCGUCUUGGUGCUAGCGUGUGGCAUCAUGCUGCUCUUCCACUGUGUGCCUGGCACUCCCUUUGUGUCCUACACCACUGCCCUUGCCGUGGCUGCUACCCUCUUCCUCUCCCUCAUGGUCCUCUGCAACCGGACUGGCUUCCACCAGAACUGCAUGUGGGUGGUGAGCUAUCUGGUCAUUGUGGCGCUGUGCGGAGUGCAGGCUUUGGGCACGCUUAAGGUCUCGCCACGGAGUGCCUCCGAGGGGGUCUGGUGGAGCAUCUUCUUCAUCUACAUCAUCUACACCCUUCUGCCCGUGCGCAUGCGGGUGGCAGUGCUGGCUGGAGCCUUACUGUCCGUCCUUCACCUGGUGAUUUCUUGGUACCAGAACAAUACAGAUUCCUUCGUUUGGAAGCAGCUUGUUGCAAAUGCUUUGAUCUUCCUCUGUACCAACAUCAUUGGUAUCUGCACCCACUAUCCAGCUGAAGUGUCACAGCGCCAGGCCUUCCGGGAAACACGUGGCUACAUCCAGGCUCGACUGCACUUACAGCGUGAAAACCGUCAGCAGGAACGACUUCUGCUCUCAGUGCUGCCCCAACAUGUUGCCAUGGAAAUGAAGGAGGACAUCAACACCAAGAAGGAAGACAUGAUGUUCCACAAGAUCUAUAUCCAGAAACAUGACAACGUCAGCAUCCUCUUUGCUGACAUUGAGGGCUUCACCAGCUUGGCAUCCCAGUGCACGGCACAAGAACUGGUCAUGACGCUGAAUGAACUGUUUGCUCGGUUUGAUAAGCUGGCUGCGGAAAAUCAUUGCCUUCGCAUCAAGAUCCUCGGGGAUUGCUACUAUUGUGUCUCAGGGUUGCCAGAGGCACGGGCUGAUCAUGCCCAUUGCUGCGUGGAGAUGGGUGUUGACAUGAUUGAGGCAAUUUCGCUGGUGCGGGAAGUGACGGGUGUCAACGUCAACAUGCGUGUUGGGAUCCACAGUGGUCGUGUGCACUGUGGAGUGCUGGGGCUGCGCAAAUGGCAAUUUGAUGUCUGGUCUAAUGAUGUCACCUUGGCCAAUCACAUGGAAGCUGGUGGCAAAGCAGGGCGGAUCCACAUUACCCAGGCAACUCUGCAGUACCUGAAUGAAGACUAUGAAGUAGAGCCAGGACACGGGGGUGAGCGCAAUGCUUACCUGAAGGAGCAUAACAUUGAAACCUUCUUCAUUGUGGGCUGCAGCCAGAAACGGAAAGAAGAGAAAGCAAUAUUAGCCAAGCUGCAGCGAGCCCAGGCAAAUUCCACCGAAGGGCUGGUGCCCCGUUGGGUCCCCGAGCGCUCGUUUCCACGGAACAAGGACUCUAAGGCGUUACGACAGAUGGGUAUUGAUGAUUCCAGCAAAGACAACCGAAGUACACAGGAAGCCUUAAAUCCUGAAGAUGAGGUUGAUGAGUUCUUGGGCAGGGCCAUUGAUGCCCGAAGUAUUGACCAGCUGCGUAAAGAUCACGUCAAACGUUUUCUGCUCACUUUCCAGAAACCUGAGUUGGAGAGAAAGUAUUCCAAAAAGGUGGAUACCCGCUUUGGUAGCUACGUGGCUUGCACCAUGCUAGUCUUCUGCUGCAUUUGUUGCAUCCAGAUAGUCAUCUUCCCGCAUUCAUCUCUGAUGCUUGGAGCCUACAUCACUAUCUUCAUCAUCCUGGCCUCCAUUCUUUUUGUGUGUGCCAUUUAUUCCUGCCUUGGUCCCUUUCCUGCCUUUUUGCAGCGUGUUUCUCGCAAGAUCAUCCAAUCCCGAAUCAACAGCACUAUUACUGGCGUUGCCUCCAUCCUGCUUGUCUUCAUCGCUGCCUUUGUCAACAUGUUUGCUUGCAGUCGGAUCCGGCUCCAAGACUGUGUGGUUAGAUUCUUCAACGUUACUCCGGCUACAGUAGAUCCCUGUUACCUCCAAGCUCUCAAUUAUACCUUGGCAUCAGAUACCCCACCCUGCCAGGGGAAGGAUGACUUGACCUGCAGUUUCCCUGAGUACUUCACUUAUUCGGUGUUGCUGAGUCUGCUGGCCUCUUCCAUCUUCCUGCACAUCAGCAGCCUUAGGAAGCUGGCACUGCUGGUGACGAUGGAGGUGGUGUACUUGAUACUGGCUGAGGGCCCACAGGGCGUGCUGUUUGACAACUAUGACUUGCUAGUGGCCACUAAUGCUCUGUCAGCCUUCAAUGAGACUGAACCCUGUUCCUCGGAGAAGAAAGUACCUCUGCAGUACAUGACCCCUGUUAUCCUGUUACUUUUUGCUUUGGCCCUUUAUCUUCAUGCCCAGCAAGUUGAAUCAACAGCACGCCUUGAUUUCCUCUGGAAACAACAGGCUACAGGUGAGAAGGAAGAGAUGGAAGAGCUGCAGGCUUAUAAUCGUCGUCUGUUACACAACAUCUUGCCCAAAGAUGUGGCAGCUCACUUUCUGGCACGGGAGCGCCUCAAUGAUGAGCUGUACCACCAAUCGUGUGAGUGUGUGGCUGUCAUGUUUGCCUCGAUCAGCAACUUCUCUGAGUUCUACGUGGAGCUGGAAGCCAACAAUGAGGGUGUUGAAUGCCUUCGAUUGCUCAACGAGAUCAUUGCUGACUUUGACGAGAUCAUCAGUGACGAACCAUUCAGGCAGCUUGAGAAGAUCAAGACAAUUGGAAGUACUUACAUGGCAGCAUCAGGGCUAAAUGAUAGCACCUAUGAUCGAGAAGGGCGCUCUCACAUCACUGCACUGGCCGACUAUGCCAUGAGGCUCAUGGAGCAGAUGAAAUAUAUCAAUGAACACUCUUUCAAUAAUUUCCAAAUGAAAAUUGGACUAAACAUUGGGCCAGUAGUGGCUGGUGUGAUUGGAGCCCGAAAGCCACAAUAUGACAUCUGGGGCAACACUGUAAAUGUUUCUAGCCGUAUGGACAGCACUGGCGUCCCUGACCGCAUUCAGGUGACAACUGACCUCUAUCAGGUAUUAGCUGCCAAAGGUUAUCAAUUGGAGUGCCGUGGAGUCAUCAAAGUCAAGGGCAAAGGCGAGAUGACCACCUAUUUUUUGAAUGGAGGCCCUACCAGUUAGCAAGAACCUUUGUAACCAAGAAAACUUUUAAGCUGGGCUUAAGCAGCACUGGGUAGAUUGGUUCUCUCUGUUUGAUCUGAAUUUUAGAACCAAACUUCUAGAAAGGAGAGUCCUUGUAUUUCCAUCAUGGCAUCCUUGACGGUGUUGACAAAGAGAAGAUGAGUGUGGUCCCUCUGCCCCUCAAGAGACAUAUUUUUUAUUUAUUGGGAGCAAAGGCUAAUUUGGAGUGCCCCUCCUCCUGCUGGGCCCAUUUCUUUGGGAUCAGGAAAACAAACUCAUUCUUGUACAACUUACUCCUCUCCUAGCAUUGACCAAACAAUCUGGCGAGGGGAAGCUAUAGCACCGAUUUAUAAAUCUCUGGAUCCAGAAAGCUGAUAUUUUCACUUCAAUUCUGAAGAGGGCCAUUCCUCCCGCUCACCUCUCCCCAGGGUUACUCGGAUGCUCUUGAAAAGAGGCCGUAUUCCUCUUGCGGUGGCACUUUACCACAACUUUGGGAAGUUCAUUGACGCUGCUUGUCCUCAAAUGCCUAUUGAACAUCGCAUUAGAACGUCACAUCUCUCACAGCAACACCUGCUUAGUCUGUUUUUUGCACACAUGCACACACACAUUUGUCACUGUGAAGUUCAGGAAUGUGUAUUUCUUUGGAAAGGGUGGUGGUUUGGGGAAGGGAGGGUACAGUUCUUAUUUGCCAAACUGCUGUGAGGAAAGAACGGUCAGGUUUGAGGUGCUUCAGAUAAAAAAGGGACCUCGGGACUCUGGCUUUGAUACCAAAGAAAAGGUGUGGGGUGACACAGCUUGUUUUCUCUGCCUGCUCUGCCUUUCCAAAAUAGGCAGAGAAAAAGAGAUCAUCCCACCUUAUGGAAGAGCAAAAGGAGGAGAUAGACCUGCGACCGGAGGAAGUGCUUUGAUAGGCUUACCUCUUUCACUUUCUGCAGGAAUUCCCCAAAAGAAAAACAAAUGGCCAUUGUUAGCUCCUAAAUGCGGACGACAGAACCUGUUCCUUCCACGUGGGACUUUUGUUACAGCUGUUUCCCACCCACCUACAAUUUUCCGCAAAGUUCCCUAUCUGAUGGUCUUCCUGACAUUCUUUUUAUAGGCUGUUUAAGUUAGGGGAGGGAAUUGAAACGUUUGCAUUGAGCGGUCCAGGAUGGAGGUGUCGUGAAUCCUUGUACUGCACCCCCUCCCCUGAUUUUGGCAGAGAGGAGAAGGGAAGAGGAAAGGGGUUACAAAUCAGCAACAAGAGCCAGUGUUACACACUAAUGUAACUUGGGGAGAAUUUAGAGAUGCAGAUGAGGGUGGGCCUUGAUUGUCCAAAGAUUGCUUGAAGAUUGGAGAAACUAAGCUUGAGUAUUGCAGUAAAAAUAAAUUUUUAAAAAAUGUUUGUACCUUUUAGAGAAGGGCAAGUGCACACAAUAAAAAGGGUUCCAUCCAGCGAUGGGAAUUCUGCACUUAGUGGGACUUGGUACUGCAUGAAUUUCAAUUCUAAAACUAUUUCUUCUACUGAUUACUGAAUUAACUCCAAUAGUGGGAAAGAGACUUUUGCCGGAUGAUGAAGAUAUGAAGCCUGCUUCAGUUCUGUGGCUUUAUUUUUUUGCCUUUGUUUUCUCCUUUAUGGAGAGGGUAUGAUUGUAAUCUCCAUGGUGCCUGCAACUUUCUUUUUUCCCCCCCUGAAGAGAUAUGGUAUCUUUUCUUUUGAUCCUGCCUGAAGGAACUCUUUCUCAUAACAACUCUUGAUUUUAUUGGCUGUAGCAUAUAUUUUUUACAAGAUGGGCUCUGCUGAUGAUGCUUUGAUCUUGUCUCUGCUGAGUCUACAAUUGGCACAUUUCAGCCUCUCUCCCUUUCUUGCCCCCCCAUCAAUGUCGACACUUUUGAACCAAGGGUGGGUUGGUGGGGUGUCAAUUCUUUUAUUAGAAGUGGCAGGUAAUAGGAGGAAAUCGAAGCAAUGGAGUGGUAUAAGAUAAUGUAAUAUUUCUGUUUCUCUUAAAGCAGAUGAGGGGGGGGGGAUUGAUAUGAAGUAUUUUUUUUAAGCAAGCUAGAGAGAUGGUGACAUUUUAAAUUGCUGGUUUAAAAAUCUCUCUUAAUUGCUUCAAAAAUUUUAAAGAAUUUCUUUUAAUGGAA
Thamnophis elegans (Western terrestrial garter snake) is the source of this 5936-nucleotide messenger RNA. RefSeq names its product adenylate cyclase 6 (gene ADCY6). Gene Ontology annotation, molecular function: adenylate cyclase activity. The record is from RefSeq and is a predicted model, not a curated record. Bases 348 to 3818 code for a protein of 1156 amino acids. Gene Ontology annotation, cellular component: plasma membrane. Gene Ontology annotation, biological process: adenylate cyclase-activating G protein-coupled receptor signaling pathway; adenylate cyclase-inhibiting G protein-coupled receptor signaling pathway; cAMP biosynthetic process. The transcript has 23 exons. Lineage: Eukaryota; Metazoa; Chordata; Lepidosauria; Squamata; Natricidae.